Messenger RNA from Acanthosepion pharaonis, 696 nucleotides. Lineage: Eukaryota; Metazoa; Mollusca; Cephalopoda; Sepiida; Sepiidae. The record is from the annotation of a GenBank genome assembly.
AUGAAAAUCUGUCACCUGCGUCUGAAGCCAUUACGCUUUCUUCGAUUAGAACGCUCAUUUUCCAUACCUGGCGCUAUACAAUCUAUCUAUCACAUUCCCUUCAUGUCAAUCUAUCUAUUUCAGUUUGUUCAUAUCUAUCCAUCUCAAUUUGUUCAUAUCUAUCUAUCUAUCUAUCUCAAUUUGUUCACAUCUAUCUAUCUAUCUAUCUAUCUAUCUAUCUAUCUAUCUAUUUCAGUCUGUUCAUAUCUAUCUCAAUAUGUUCAUAUGUAUCUCAGUCUGUUCAUAUUCUAUCUAUCUAUCUAUCUAUCUAUCUAUCUAUCUAUCUAUCUAUCUAUCUAUGUCAAUCUGUUUAUAUCUAUCUAUCUCAGUUUGAUCAUAUUUAUCUCAAUCUGUUCAUAUCUAUCUAUCGAUUUCAGUCGGCUGAUAUCUAUAUAUCUAUCUAUCUCCAUCUGUUUACAUCUAUCUAUCUCAAUGUGUUCAUAUUUAUUUAUCUCAAUCUGUUCAUAUCUAUCUAUAUCUGUUCAUAUCUAUCUAUCGAUUUCAGUCGGCUCAUAUCUAUCUAUCUAUCUAUCUAUCUAUCUAUCUAUCUAUCUAUCUAUCUAUCUCCGUCUCUUCUUCCUUCUCUCUCUCUCUCUCUCUCUUUAUCUCUCUCUAUCUCUCUCUCUCUCUCUCUCUCUCUUUCGCUACCUUCUGUAG